UUUUGGCUCAAGUUGCAGGGCAAUCCGCGAUUUGAGUGGGCAGCCCAGUUCGGAGCCAUCCCAGGUGUCGUGCCUGGGCGGACACUCUCCCAGAUCCCGUCUCUGUCGCCCCCAGUUUCCUGACACUCUCCCAGUUCCCGCCAUGUCGUCGGUCGAGGAAGGCAUCAAGCAGAUCCUACAGCAGCUCGGGGGUGUCAACCAGCGUCUGGCCACUGUCGAGUCCUCGAUGUCCGCGCUCGACUCCCUCAGAGAAAGCAUCACGUCGCACGACAGGAACAGGGCCGCACUCACGCAGAGGAUCAACACGAUUGAGUCUCGCAUCGCCACUUCCUCGGACGCUGCCGCCGUCGCCGCGCUGCGCAUCCAGAUGGAGCAACGCAUGGCUGCGAUCGAGUCCUCUCGGUCUUCGCGUCCCAGUGGCAGUUCAGACAUCUCAGCCCCCCUUCCUCUCGACGCCGUGCUGGUACGCCUCCCCGUCUAUUGCAGGCAGCAGUACCAGCCGCUCACACGAUGAUGAGUUCAACCCGCUCAAGGUCUGGGUCGGCGGCUUCGCCAGACCCAUGCUCAAGGCCUCCCUAGAGGAGCACGGAAGCCUCCUCGUGCAGAGCUUACCUACGCACAUUAGGCAGGCAGGCAUCGUCAUCAAGGGCCACAAUCUUGCGACAGCUAUUCAAUCCAGUUCGCCAGCAAAGUCGACGCGUCCUCCUUCAUCGACCACGCUCGUGCCCAAGGCAUUUUGUGAAAUGACUCCCACUCCAACUCGCAGGUCCAGCUUCGGUGCCGCCGCGAUGCCCCGACCUCCGUUCGCCACAAGAACAAGUUCCUCGGUAAGAUCUGGCAGCUGGUUAAUGCACGCCUUCGGCAGACUGGUCAGCGGAACGACGCCACGCACAAGCUCGGAGUCAACGGGUUCAAGGGCCUCCUCUUCCGCGCGGUCAACGACGUGGUCCACGAGCUCUUCUCCGUUGCUGAGCAGGACGUCGGCCAGUUCACGUCGGCAUCGCCACCUUCCAGAUCUCGGCCGACCAGGCCAGCUCUAUGAUCACAGCUGCGCGCUCGUCUUGAACGAGUGCCUCGCCGACCAGGUUUGAGCCAGCCUGCAUGGCUGGGGCGCGUGUUCCCUACCCUCCGUCGCCUUCCUCCACCAGGUGUCUGAGCUCAUCGGUCUGCGGGAGGUGUUCUCAUUUUUCUGCACCCCGAUCUUCGCAGUCAUUUCCAAUACUGUCGCUACUCCGUCCUUGUACAGGGCCGAAUUCAAUCUUUCACGCUGGGGAGCAGCAGUGGGACGUUGCAGCUUCUCCACAUUCAUCUCGACCCCUGUCUCGCCCUU
Molecule: messenger RNA, 1330 nt
Organism: Prorocentrum cordatum
Lineage: Eukaryota; Dinophyceae; Prorocentrales; Prorocentraceae
Source: the annotation of a GenBank genome assembly